This is a messenger RNA of Penaeus vannamei (Pacific white shrimp), 2560 nucleotides long. RefSeq names its product carboxypeptidase N subunit 2. The record is from RefSeq and is a predicted model, not a curated record. Gene Ontology annotation, cellular component: extracellular matrix. Gene Ontology annotation, molecular function: protein binding. NCBI's taxonomy places the organism in Eukaryota, Metazoa, Arthropoda, Malacostraca, Decapoda, Penaeidae.
CGGAGCGAGUGGACGGAGGUUCCUUGCGCUCCUUCAGCCCAGUUGCCGCGGACCCAUUUUAUCCCGGGUGCUUUUCUAAACUUACGAGAGUUUUUUCUUUUUCUUGUUUUGUGAGUGAUAUACGAAGAGACAAAUCAUGGUGGUGAUGCAACUGAUUUUUCUGUUUUGAUGAUUGACAUUAGAACAAAACGAUAUGAAUUUAUUAAAGUUUUGCAUUUUGAAAUGAAAUCGCACCUUUGCUCUGUUUUAUCCGUCGCGCAGAAAUAAGCAUUCGUGACAACAGCAUAUAACUGAACGACUCAAAAGAAGUGAAAAAAUAGACGGAUAAUUUUCUUGAAAGUGAAAAGAAGAAGCAUUUAAGAACAAGAUUUAAAAGAAGCAGAACUUAGGUUGAACACGUGCAGGAAAUCAACACCGGCAGACAUGGUGCGACUGCGGCUCCUGUACGCAGCGGUGGCGGUUGCGGUGGCCGUCGUGGCGACGUCCGCGGGCCCUCCCGGCUCGUGCCCCCGCGUGUGCUUCUGCCCCCUCGACCCUCGGGGGCGUCGCCAGGUGAUCUGCACGACCGGAGGCUUGCAGGACCCUCUCCCCGUGCUGGAGAUGCCCUCGGACGCCGAAGUUCUCACGGUCUCCGCCCCCGCAGACCGCCCUAACACCCUCACACUCGGGCCCAUCUUCAAAGGCCACCGCCGCCUGGAGGAGCUAAGCGUGACGGCCUCCCUGGUGCCCGCCCUGGGCGCGCACUCCUUCUGGGGCCUCCACCGCCUCCACACCCUCAACGUGUCCCACAACGCCAUCACCGCCAUCAUCGACACCAACUUCCGCGGCGCCGACAACCUGCGCACGCUGGACCUCUCGAACAACCAGGUGGAGUCCGUGCCCUCCGCCGUGUUCCGCCACGUCAGGAAACUCCGCUUCCUCAGCAUGGCCAACAACCGGCUGCCGGAGGUCGUGCCAAGGAUGCUCUACGGCCUCGAGAAGUUGGAGAAACUCGACCUGAGCCACAACCCGCUGGGCGUCCUCCCGCCAGACCGCUUCGGUGACGUCCCCAAGCUGCGGGAGCUGCUCUGCUCGGGCUGCGGCGUGCAGGCCGUGUCCGGGGAGCUGCAGAGGGUGCUGCCGGAGCUGGAGCUGCUGGACCUCCGCCAUAACCGCCUGGCCACCUUCCCGCCGGUGCAGUUCGCCGCCCGCCUCAAGACGCUGCUGCUCAACGACAACCACAUCUCGGUCGUGGAGGCCCUGGCGGUGUCCGGGCCGCCGCUGCAGACGCUCGUGCUGGCCAACAACCGCAUCACGGCGCUGCAGCCGCGCGCCAUGGCCAACUCCACGCUCACCCACCUCGACCUCAGCCACAACAGGCUGACGCGGCUGCGGUCCGACGCCAUGAACGACGCCCUGCCCAAGCUGCGGUACCUGCGGCUGUCGGGCAACCCCCUUCGCGUGGAGCAGCUGUCGCAGAUGAUUCCCCGCACGCGGCAGCUGCGCACGCUCGAGCUGGCGGAGCUGGGCAUGACGCGCGUGCCGGGCGAGCUGCUGCGGCAGUCGCGGCACCUCAAGAGCCUCAACCUCUCCGGGAACUUCCUGUCCGACUUCUCGGCGUCGGCGCUGUUCGCCACGCCGCACCUCACGGUCCUCGACCUGUCCCGCAACAACUUCCGCGGCCUCGAGAAGGGCCUGGUCACGGCCUUCACCACCAUGGCGUCCCUGGAGAAGGUGUGGCUCAGCGGCAACCCGUGGCAGUGCCAGCGGUGCCACGUGGCGCCCAUGCUCGACUGGCUGACCGACAGCAGCGCCGCCCGACACCCGCACUCGGUGUCGGGCUGCCGCGAGGACCUGACGUCGGAGCGCUGCCUCAAGUGCGCGAGCCCGUCGGAGAUGUCCGGCCGCAUCCUGCAGACGCUGGCGAAGGAGGAGGUCCCCGAGUGCGUGGAGGAGAGCCCCGUGUGGCCGGCGUGGCUGGGCGGCGCGCAGCAGGACGACCCCCGCUCGCCGCGCGACCAGGGCCAGCGCGAGCCCACGGAGGAGGAGGUGGUCAGCCUGGGCGUGUUCUUCGGCGACCACAUGGCGCUGAUCGUGGGCGUGGGCUGCGGGAUGGUGCUGGCGCUGCUGCUGGUCAUCGUGGCCGCCCUCGUGCUGGCGCGCAGGCACUCGGCCCUCUACUACACCCACGAGACGCCCGAGGAGCACGAGUCCUCCCAGAAGCUGAUGGGGCGCAACAACAACGACAACAGCCCUCAGCCGCGCCCCCACGACACCCGCGCCCGCGACGGACGCCCGCGGACGCCCCGCUCGCAGGACGCGCGCCCCGCCCCCCGCAAGGCGUCGCCCUACACCAACGGCCCCAAGAUCGCCACCAUCGAGGAGGUGGACAGCAUCGCGGGCUCCACCGUCAACCUGCAGAGCACGCGCUUCGGCGGGCCCGACCUGAGGGCGCCGCGCAUCGUCCGCCUCGCCGCCUCGCCGCUGCCGUGAGCGCGGGCGGGAGGCGGGGGCGCGCCGACGAGGGGGGGGGGGCGAGGGAGGGUCGCCCGUGAUCUCGCGUCCAGGAGAGGCCUCGGAG